AUUAAGCUAGAUUUUAAAAUCAAUGUAAAUUAAAUGGAAUGAUUAUCAAGUUUACCUCAUGUAAAGUACUCUUGGAAUCCAAAUAACGUUAAUUAAGAAUGCACUAUACAAGUAUUUGUUAAUGGUCAUUAGAUAUAUAAUUAUACAAUCACCAUGGAUUUGGCAGAUAGAAUUGCAAAAUUGUGUCUUGAUAAGUAUGCAUCUAUCAAAAAUACUGGAAAGCCUAAUGAAAAAGAAUGGACUGUUUUAUCUGGUAUAGUUUUAGAAAAUCAUUUGAAUGAAUUAUUUAUUAUAAGUUUAUGUACCGGUACAAAGUGCCUUGGUAGUGUGGAGUUAAGAAGCACUAAAUAUGAGGAUAGGGGUUCUAGAUUAAGUGAUUCUCAUGCAGAAAUACUCGCAAGGCGAGCAUUACUUCGUUAUCUGUACUAUCAAAUCGAAUUAUUGUUAAGAAGCAACUCCAGUGAUGUUUUUUAUUUUGAGAAAGAGCAAAUUAAGCUGAAGGAAGUAUCUUUCCAUUUUUUUUCAAGUCAAACGCCGUGCGGCGAUUGUUCCAUAAUUCCAAAGUUUCAAGAAAAUCCGGUUGAUUUUUCAAUUCUUCCAAAAAAAAUGAAAAAACACGAGCAAAAUGAUUUCAAACCUAUAUUUGGCUUUCAAAUAACAGAUAUUUAUAGAACUGGGGCCAAAUGUAUUGAAACUGAUACAAAACAAGAUUUGCAUGGAAAUGGGGUGAAUUAUCAUACUGUUGGCCCUUUGAGAACAAAACCUGGACGAGGUGACCGAACUCUCAGUCUUUCAUGCUCUGAUAAAAUAGCAAAGUGGAAUAUCAUGGGAGUACAAGGCGCACUUUUAUCGUUAAUGAUUCCAGUUAUACAUUUAAAAACAAUAGUUAUUGGUGGUCAAUGCCCAUAUAGCUUGGAAUCUAUGCAACGUGGAAUUUUCAAACGAUUCGGUGUCGAUGGUAUAGUGCCUAAUAUUAUACAGUCGAAGUUGUCUUUUGAACAGAGAAAAGGAGGAUCUAGAAUUCGACCCUGUCCAUCUAGUAUUGUAUGGUGUGCAACGCCUGAAAAAUCAAUCGAGAUUGCUGUGGAAGGCCUAAAACAAGGUGCAACGAAAAAAAGAAAAAAAUUGUGUAGGCUUCUCAUAAGUCGAAAAGAACUGUUCAAAACAUUUAUAAAAGUUUAUGAUAUUUUUCAGAGAAACAAAGAAUCAACGCGACAUCCCAAAAAAUUGACUUACUAUAUUUUUAAAUGUUAUUCUGUGACAUAUCAACAAUUGUGGAACGAUACACUAAAGUUUAUUCCUAUGUGGCCAGUAAAAUCAAUUUAUUUACUAGAAUGUUUGAAUUUUUAA
This is a messenger RNA of Phymastichus coffea, 1350 nucleotides long. It is a transcript of the gene Adat1, whose product is annotated as tRNA-specific adenosine deaminase 1. The transcript is spliced from 2 exons. The record is from RefSeq and is a predicted model, not a curated record. Gene Ontology annotation, molecular function: RNA binding; adenosine deaminase activity. Gene Ontology annotation, biological process: RNA processing. Bases 154 to 1350 code for a protein of 398 amino acids. NCBI's taxonomy places the organism in Eukaryota, Metazoa, Arthropoda, Insecta, Hymenoptera, Eulophidae.